ACUGUCGUGAAAGGGGGCGGGGCGCGCCGCGCUGGGGACUGACGUAGGAGGCGCGCGUCGCUUCGGCGGCGGCUGGCGGGGUGCGGGCGCCAUGGAACGGUACUCCGGCGCCUUGGAGGAGGCGGUGGACGGAGCCCGGCAGCAGGAGCGGCACUACCAGUUGCUGUCGGCGCUGCAGGGCCUGGUUAAGGAGCUACCCAGCUCCUUCCAGCAGCGCCUGUCCUACACCACGCUCAGCGACCUGGCUCUGGCGCUCCUCGACGGCACCGUCUUCGAGAUCGUGCAGGGGCUGCUGGACAUCCAGCACCUCACCGAGAAGAGCCUGUACAACCAGCGCCUGCGGCUGCAGAACGAGCACCGAGGUGCGCGGGGGCGACGGGACGGCCCAGCUCCCCGCGCGGGAGCUCGGCCUGCCUGGGCAGUUCCGGUCUCUGCGGGCGGAGGCCUUCCGCGGGUACCGUUCGAAAGAAGCCCUUGAAAUUGACCGGAUCGA
Molecule: messenger RNA, 493 nt
Organism: Physeter macrocephalus (sperm whale)
Lineage: Eukaryota; Metazoa; Chordata; Mammalia; Artiodactyla; Physeteridae
Product: protein DGCR6-like
Exons: 2
Coding region: 92-478 (128 amino acids)
Source: RefSeq, a predicted model, not a curated record